Messenger RNA from Culex pipiens pallens (northern house mosquito), 5063 nucleotides. It is a transcript of the gene svr, whose product is annotated as carboxypeptidase D. Gene Ontology annotation, molecular function: zinc ion binding; metallocarboxypeptidase activity. Gene Ontology annotation, biological process: proteolysis. The coding region runs from base 253 to 4599 and encodes 1448 amino acids. NCBI's taxonomy places the organism in Eukaryota, Metazoa, Arthropoda, Insecta, Diptera, Culicidae. The transcript has 12 exons. The record is from RefSeq and is a predicted model, not a curated record.
GUGCCAGAAGUGAAGUGAGUGUCAAACAUCCAAACCAGCCCACGUCGUCGAGUCGUCGUUCAGCGAAAAAAAAACCUCGGUCCGUCGGAGCAGAUUCCGUCGUUCCGGAAGUGUUUUCCGCCGCGCGUGGCGCCGUUUUCCCUCCCGUGGAGAACUGGCCUGUUAGAGUGCUCUGGUGAAGAAGUGAGCGUUUUGUGUGUGUCGCGAAACCGUUCCUUUCUCCGGGAAAGGGGGGGCAACGUAGACACCAUAAUGGUUCCGCCACAGGGUUGCAAAUUAUCCGCUGCGCUGGUGAUUGGCCUGGCGCUGCUCGGGUUGGUCCGGGGCUUUACGCUUCAGAAGACGGGGCCGAUUAUCGAGAAUGAGUCCUUCCUGGCGAACCCGCGGUACGAGUCGAACGAGGAGCUGGCCGAUCUGUUGGCCCGCCUCCAGAAGGACCACCCCUCGCUGGUGAAGGUCCACUCGAUCGGAUCUUCGCUGGAGGGACGUCCGCUGCUGGCGGUCGAGAUCCGGGCCAACAUCGAUCGGCCCCGGCAGCUGCUGAUGCCGAUGUUCAAGUACGUGGCCAACAUGCACGGCGACGAGACCAUCGGGCGCGAGCUGCUCAUCUAUCUGGCCCAGUACCUGGUCAACAACUACGACCAGGAUCCGGAGAUCGGGGCGCUGCUCAACACGACCGACAUCUUCCUGAUGCCGACGAUGAACCCGGACGGGUACCAUCGGUCCAAGGAAGGAAAUUGCGAAUCCUUAUCCAGCUACGUGGGCCGAUACAACGCGGCCCAGAUCGAUCUGAACCGGGACUUUCCGGACCGGUUCGACGACGAUCGGAAGCGGCACCUGCGCCGGAACCGCCAGCAGCCGGAGACGGUCGCCGUCAUGAACUGGAUCCUGAGCAACCCGUUCGUGCUGUCGGCGAACCUGCACGGUGGCGCCGUCGUGGCCAGUUACCCAUAUGAUAACUCGAUAGUCCACCACGACUGCUGCGAGGACAGCCCGACGCCGGACAACCACUUCUUCAAGUACGCGGCGCUGACGUACGCCCAGAACCAUCCGGUCAUGAAGAACGGCAACGACUGCAACGAAACGUUCCCCGAGGGCAUCACCAACGGGGCGUACUGGUACGAGCUGAACGGUGGCAUGCAGGACUUUAACUACGUGUUCAGCAACUGCUUCGAAAUUACGCUGGAACUGAGCUGCUGCAAGUUCCCGCGGGCCAGCGAACUUCCCAAGGAGUGGCAUAAGAACAAGCGCUCGCUCAUUGAGUACAUCAAGCUGGUGCACGUCGGAGUGAAGGGUCUCGUCACGGACAGCAACGGAUACCCGAUCAAGGACGCCGACGUAAUCGUGGACGGCAUCUCCCAGAACAUCCGAACCACGCAACGCGGCGAGUACUGGCGUCUGCUGGUACCGGGCAACUACAAGAUCCGCGUCGAAGCCGUGGGCUACUACCCGAGCCAGGAGGUCCCGAUCACCAUCACGUCGGAGCAGCCGCUGCGCGUCAACUUUAGCCUCAAAUCGUACGAAGCCGACGAAGUUUCAGACAAGACGAAACAUCCACGCAUCGUGCGGCAGUCGGCGGACCAGUACGGUUUCCUGCAGACGCCCAAGUUCGAGCAUCACAAUUUUACCGCGAUGGAGGCCAUCAUCCACGAACUGGCCGGCAACUACCCAUCCCUGACUCGGCUCUACUCGAUCGGCAAAUCCGUCCAGCAGCGCGACCUUUGGGUGCUGGAAAUCACCCGCAAUCCCGGCAAACACAUCCCCGGAAAGCCCGAGGUCAAGUACAUCGCCAACAUGCACGGCAACGAGGUCGUCGGCCGGGAAAUGCUACUGCUGUACGCGCGCUACCUCCUCCAGAACUACAACCGGACGGAACGGGUAACGCGACUGGUCAACAACACCCGGCUGCAUCUGCUGUUCAGCAUGAAUCCGGACGGGUACGAAAUUUCCGAAAUCGAAGACAAGGACAAUCUGAAGGGACGAGCGAAUGCGAACAACGUUGAUCUGAACCGGAACUUCCCGGACCAGUUUGGACGGAAUCGGUACAACAAGAAGCAGGAACCGGAAACGCUGGCCGUCAUGAACUGGUCGUUGUCGAUUCCGUUUGUGCUGUCGGCGAAUUUGCACGGUGGGGCGCUGGUGGCCAACUAUCCGUUUGAUGAUUCGCCGAAGGAUUUUGCCUACUCGAAUGACUAUGCGAACCCACGCACGGUGAACAAUCCGACCGAGGAGAACGAAAUGUUCCAGUACUUGGCGCAUACGUAUGCUAAUGCCCACACAACGAUGCAUCUGGGUCAACCCUGCCCCAGCUACCUGCGCGAAAGCUUCAAGGACGGCAUCACGAACGGCGCCGCCUGGUACUCGGUGACCGGCGGAAUGCAGGACUGGUCCUACAUCGUGGGCGGUGCAUACGAACUGACACUCGAAGUCGGCUGCAACAAAUUCCCCAAAGCGGAUGAGUUGCCUGCCUUUUGGAACCAGAACCGGGAAGCGCUGAUGCGAUACGUUGAACAGGCUCAACACGGAAUCACCGGGUACGUGAAGAGCACCAUUGGCCAUCCGCUGGCUCAUGCUACUGUUGAGGUGAACAACAUCCAGCACGUGACGUUCACGACGGCUGAGGGCGAUUACUUCCGGUUGCUGCUGCCGGGGCUGUACAACGUGACGGCCGAUGCCGCUGGCUACGAACCCCAAACAGUCCAGGUGCAGAUCUUACCCGAAGCGAAUGGUCCCGUUACGGUGGACUUCCUGCUGAUGCGUGACGACCCUCAGCACUGGUCCUCGGCGUACGACUACCGAACGCUGGCCAACGUGGUCAAGACGCGCUACCACACGGACGUUGAGAUCAAGUCCAUCAUUGGGGAGUUUGAGAACCAAAACUACAAAACCGCUUCCGCAGAAUUGGCUGACAACGAAGUGUCCAUGGUGUACCCUUCCGUCAAAAUCACCGACAGUAUCGGCACCCCGGAGGAAACCAAGCUGCACAUCCUGAUCCUGUCCUCACUGUUCCAAAGCACGGCGAUCGGCCGCGAAAUGGUCAUCAACCUGGCGCGGCACGUCCUGGCCGGCUACAACAUUCCAGAGCCCCCAAUCCUCAAGCUGUUGAAAAACGCCGUCCUUCACUUUGUCCCCGUCAAGAUUGACUCGGAGCAGCUGCUGGAGCAGUUCCACGCCAACGCUAGCGUUUGUGAUCCCACCGUGAAGGAGGAGCUGGCCGAUAAGCUGCUCAGUGCCGAAACGGACCACCAGAAGGACAUGCUGCUGCGGAUGCUGCAGGAGGAGGAGUACGAUCUGGCGCUGAAUUUUGCCGCAGGAGGGAAUGAUGUGUUUUACCCCAACACCGACGACAAGGUUGCCAUCUACGGCCGGUUCGCCCAGAAGAUCAAGGGCCACAAGUACACCGUGGUCACGAACGAACGCUGCCCGGAGAGUGCGCUGCGGCUGCACCAAGCCGACUCGAUCCAACGGCUCACGAACCAGCUGCAGGCCCUGUACAAGGUUCCGCUGUUUACGCUCCAGCUGGGCUGCUGCAAAAUGCCCCAGGAGGCGGACAUUGCCGCCGUUUGGCGCCAGAAUUUGGAGCGGAUGACCAACUUUUUGCACUUGAUUGAUACGGGGAUUAAGGGUUAUGUUAGGGAUUCCAGGGGGAAUCCGUUGAGGGGAGCGAUUUUGAAGGUUAGGGGGAAUAACUUGAUUUAUAAGGUGACGCCGAAUUUGGCGCAUUUCCGGGUGGUGCUUCCGUUGGGAUCGAUGGAGAUCGAGUUUAGCUGUUUGAACUACACGUCGAGGAUCAUUCCGGUGGUGCUAAACCAGGACCAGGUGCUGGACAUGGGUGACGUGGUGAUGAUUGAGACGGCCACCCCCGUUGGGACGGGUUCGGUUGAGGCGCUCGUUCAGAACAAACCAAAGCCGGAGAAGCACGAAAGUUUCGCCGUUCUCGAACCGAGCGAACACAUGAAGCAGUUCCCGAAUGAUGGUGGAGUUGAGUUGAAAGGAAAAAUCUCCGGCUACAUCCUGGACGAGUUCAACCAUCCACUACCCAACUCCAAGGUCUUCAUCAGCAAUCGAGUGACCAACCUGACCACCUACACCGACGCCAUCGGCAAGUUCGCCCUGUCCGGAAUCCAGCAAACCGACCUGGUCCUGCACGUCCAAUCGCCCGGAUACUCGCCGGAAGAUCGCACCAUCCACAUCAUCGUUCCGCCCGGCGAACUGUCCGGCGUAAUCUUCCACCUGAAGCGGGACGAACGCGUGCUCGGAAUCCCGCGGCUGCUGUUCGUAAUCCUGGCCGGAUGUGCGUCGGUGGCCAUCAUCGCCUGUGGAAUCAUGUGCUUCCAGUACAUUCAGGCGAGACGGAAGAACGGCCGCUAUUAUUACAACUUUUCGAUGCUGCCCCAGAAGGGAGAUGGGGUGGGUGAAGGAGGAGAGCAGACGAAGCGGUUGUUUGACGACGAUGACGACGGCGAGACGGAGCUGUUCCGGGCGCCGAUUAAGAAGCUGCAACCGUACUACGACGACGAGCGGGACCCCGAGGACACCGAGGACGACAGCGAGGAGGAGGUCGUGAUGCUCAACUCAUCAUUCCGCAGCAACAACUAGCCUUCCAGAUAAAAACUCUAACUAGACACUAGACAAAUAGCUAAUCGUUAAGCAUUUUUUUACCGGGCGUACAAUCCAAACAAACAAACAGUUGUUAAUUCAUUCCAAACGGUGUCAAUUACGAAAGUGAUGAACUAUUUCUCAGAAAUGAUCUGACCGUGGUGCAAUUCCAUCGUUUCUCUCGCUAGAAAGGCGGCAGCAAGCUGUAAGAAAAUCAAAUGAAAAAAAAAACUAAAAACGAAUGUGAUAAUCAUUGCGACAAUGAUAAACGAGUGCACAUUUAUAAAUGACAAGAGCGCAAUCUUAUAGUUGGGAAAAUAUGUAGUUGGUACUUAUGAGGUUCACGACAGAGGUUAUGAAAGAAACGAAGAAAGAGUCUGCGAGUCUGAAUUUGUACGUGACCCAUGUGUUAUUUUAAGAUUUGAUUAUUAUUUUUUCGUGUAAUAAAUUAAUUCCACAAUCGU